This is a messenger RNA of Aspergillus campestris IBT 28561, 2045 nucleotides long. RefSeq names its product DNA topoisomerase 3. Gene Ontology annotation, biological process: DNA topological change. Gene Ontology annotation, molecular function: DNA topoisomerase type I (single strand cut, ATP-independent) activity; DNA binding. Gene Ontology annotation, cellular component: nucleus. The coding region runs from base 105 to 1994 and encodes 629 amino acids. The transcript is spliced from 7 exons. NCBI's taxonomy places the organism in Eukaryota, Fungi, Ascomycota, Eurotiomycetes, Eurotiales, Aspergillaceae. The record is from RefSeq and is a predicted model, not a curated record.
UUCAAUUGUGGAAAGAACGAGAACGAGGUACUCAAGGGUCUCGGUGGAGGAAGCAGAUCAUGGAUAGUAUCUAGUAAAGAUCAAUUCCCCCCAGAUCUGCGAGCAUGAGUCCCACGAAGAUCCUCUGUGUCGCUGAGAAGCCGGCCAUAGCGAAGGCGGUGGCCCAACAUCUCUCCGGUGGAUCUGUACGAACAAUCCCCAUUCGUGGGAACCCGUACGUCAAGAACUAUGUGUUCGACUUCAACUUCGGUGCGCCAUGGGGCAACUGUGCGGUCACCAUGACGAGCGUACUUGGUCAUCUGACGAAACUGGAGUUCGAAAAGCAGUACAGGGGCUGGCAGUCAUGUCUGCCGGAAUCCUUGUUCGAAGCUCCGGUAUUCGAGUUGGUAGAAGAUGAUAAAAAAGCAAUUGCAAAGAACAUCCAGGAACAGGCCAGGUACUGCCAGGCUUUGUUCAUCUGGACGGACUGUGAUCGAGAGGGCGAACACAUCGGGACGGAGAUCCGGAAGCAUGCAAAAAAGGGCAAUGCGCGGAUCGUGGUCAAACGGGCUAAAUUCAGCAACACCGAGAGGGCCCAUAUCUUGAAUGCGGCGCGCGCCUUGAUCGAGUUGGAUGACCUCCAGGCGAAUGCGGUGGCGGCUCGUACCGAACUCGACCUACGGAUCGGUGCGGCGUUUACGCGGCUAUUGUCUAUUCAGCUGCAACCGCUGACAGAGGCCUUGGCUAACAAAGUCAUAAGUUAUGGGUCCUGUCAAUUCCCCACGCUGGGGUUCGUCGUGGAUCGUUAUCUCCGGGUGAAGAACUUCAAGCCAGAAAAGUUCUGGGGCAUCAAAGUGAUGCACACUCGAGAAGAUAUCAAAGUCAACUUUCUUUGGAAGAGAGUCCAUCUCUUCGACAGAGCGGUUGUGACGGUGAUGCUGGAGCGAUGCUUGAUGGCCAAGAAUGCCAAAGUCACCAAGGUGAACCAAAAGCCCACAAGCAAGUGGCGGCCAUUGCCCCUGACCACCGUGGAUUUACAAAUGAUGGGAAGUCGAUACCUUCGCAUGGACAGUCAGGCCAUUAUGAAGGCUGCCGAAUCGCUCUAUACCAAGGGCUUCACCAGUUAUCCACGUACUGAAACUGAUCAGUUCGACAAAGGAAUUGACCUGAAGAAAUUGAUCGAAAAGCAAUUUCCGGACAACAAUUGGGGCCAAUACGCCCGAGGACUCCUCGAUGGUGGAUUCAGAACCCCUCGAGCCGGGCGCCAUAAUGAUCAUGCCCAUCCGCCCAUCCAUCCUAUCUGUUGGGUCGCCCCGACGGCUUUAAACGCGGAUGAAAAAAAAGUGUACGAAUUUAUCACCCGGCGAUUCCUCGCCUGCUGCUCCGAAGACGCCAAGGGUCACAGUUCAGAGGUCGAGAUCGAGUACGGGGAUGAAUUGUUUCACGCCAAGGGUUUGACUGUGCUAGAGCGAAACUACCUUGAUGUAUACGUCUACGACAAGUGGGAGAGCAGUCAACAGCUUCCCAACUUCCGCGUGGGCGAACUCUUCGAACCCACAGAAGCCAAGAUCUUCGACGGCCAAACAACGGCCCCCAACUACCUGACAGAGCCAGAGCUCAUCGGCCUUAUGGACGCCAACGGAAUUGGCACGGACGCUACGAUGGCCGAGCACAUCGCCAAGAUCAAAGACAGAGAAUAUGUCGUGGUACACACGCGCGGCAGUGGCCGAAAUGCCGCAAAAGUAUUCAUUCCCACCUGGCUGGGAAUUGCCUUAGUCGAGGGGUACGACAAUAUUGUUUCUGGACUGCCGGAUAGUCCCUCGCUCAGCAAGCCGUUCCUACGCAAGGAGAUGGAGAGUCGGAUGCGGGAUAUCUGCGCUGGCGCCAUGACGCGCCACGACGUUGUACACGAGAGCCUGGAUAAGUACCACGAGGUGUUCAUCCAUACCGUACGGCGCAUUAAUAUGCUGAAGGACGCUAUUCGAAAGUAUUCGAGUCAAAUUGGCGCGUCGUGAUACUUUAGCCAUUGUGUCUUGCAGGGCUACGUGGAGUUGGUUUAGGCUAGG